AUGUAUCAUCUAUCACUAGCCAUUCUCGCACCCACCACGCCACAUCCAGAUCGAUUCUCACCUCGCGAACUGACAUUGAUCGAGCUUCACAAUAUCGGUGUUGAAAACACCAUCGAGCAUAUACUUCCCGGAAGUUGUUGCAACGAUGAUUCUUUGCCGGUUACUCAAUACCCAAUCGAAUAUCCACUCUAUAGAACCGACUUCUACACCCAGACCACUCUCCAGUUGAACACUCAUCAUAACCAGCGAUCCAACCAACUCCUUCAGAUGAGAGACCUUCUCGACAUACCUUUCGAGAGAUAUGCAGAUAUCAAUCCCGAAGUGGGCGGGAAUCAAUUUAAGGAAUCAUGGGAUCAGGCAAGACGGAAUGAGAGUGUCAGCAUGACAUUUCAAGAUAAAUGGUAUACGGCUGCUCGAAUUGUCGCACCUGCUGAUGCGUAA
Molecule: messenger RNA, 441 nt
Organism: Kwoniella botswanensis
Lineage: Eukaryota; Fungi; Basidiomycota; Tremellomycetes; Tremellales; Cryptococcaceae
Exons: 4
Coding region: 1-441 (146 amino acids)
Source: RefSeq, a predicted model, not a curated record